GGCAGCCCAGAGCUGGCCGGGGCCGCGGGGCCGCCGGGCCGGGCCGAGCACCAGCAGCAGCAGCCGCCGCCACAGCAGCCGAGAGCCGCCGCGAUGUCGUCCGUGGCCUCCUACGAGAGCCUGGUGCACGCCGUGUCCGGCGCUGUGGGCAGUAUGACUGCAAUGACUGUAUUUUUUCCUUUGGAUACAGCUAGACUUAGACUUCAGGUUGAUGAGAAACGGAAGUCAAAGACAACACCGGCCGUCCUUCUGGAAAUAAUCAAAGAGGAAGGCCUGUUGGCACCAUAUCGAGGAUGGUUUCCUGUUAUCUCCAGCCUUUGCUGCUCCAAUUUUGUUUAUUUUUAUACAUUUAAUAGUCUUAAAGCCCUUUGGGUCAAAGGUCAGCAUUCAACCACUGGAAAAGACUUGGUUCUUGGAGUUGUUGCAGGAGUAGUGAAUGUACUCCUGACCACCCCUCUCUGGGUAGUGAACACACGCCUGAAGCUGCAGGGAGCAAAAUUCAGAAAUGAAGACAUUGUACCAACCAAUUACAGAGGCAUAAUUGAUGCCUUUCAUCAAAUAGUCCGAGAUGAAGGAGUGUUAGCUCUGUGGAAUGGUACUUUCCCCUCCUUGCUGCUGGUCUUCAAUCCUGCCAUACAGUUUAUGUUUUAUGAAGGCUUUAAACGAAAGCUUUUAAAAAAGCAGCUGCAACUCACAUCUUUGGAUGCUUUUGUCAUUGGUGCAUUAGCCAAAGCAGUUGCCACCACCCUCACUUAUCCUCUGCAGACAGUACAGUCAAUUCUGCGGUUUGGACGCCACAGGCUGAACCCAGAGAACCGAACACUGGGCAGUCUUAGAAAUGUUCUUUACCUUCUUCAACAGAGAGUGAGGCGUUUUGGGUUAGUGGGACUUUACAAAGGCCUUGAAGCAAAGCUCCUGCAGACAGUCCUUACUGCUGCUCUAAUGUUUCUGGUGUAUGAGAAACUGACUGCAGCAACCUUCACAGUCAUGGGAUUAAAGCACUCGCGCAGACAUUGAGGAGGCGCCAAAGAUUCUGGGGUCUAGAAAACACAUUCCAUUUCUGAGACCUGGCUGGGUAAACAAAGGGUCCUCACUUUCUCUGCUUCUCUUUUUAGCCACCUUUACCUCCAUUAUUUGGAGAAAUCUGGAAUAUGCUCUAUAGGAUCUGUUGCCACGAAUUCAGGGAUAGCCCAUUCCCUAUUGUUCUGUGUACUCACUGUGUUAAGAAAAAACCAGAGACCUUAUUUAAGCACUUGACCUGAAAUUUAAACUAUUAUGUGAUUUGGUUAUUUGGUUAAUAUUCUUGGCAAGAAUGACUAUCUCUCACUAUACUUUCUUCUUUGCCCUCAAAUUGUCCUCAACUAUUCUUGGAUCUUUAUCUUCUGUCAGCAGCUGGUUUUGUGUUAUUUUCCUUGACCUGUGUUUGUCACUUCAUAUUUGGUUCAUUAAAAUAAUUCAUAAAGAAUAACAUUUUUGGCAUGGUUUUCUUUUACCUGCAAGUAUGUUUGUGGCACAGGAUCUGAUGUUGCCCCAAAUACCUGGUGAUGAGGUCUCUGAACUGCUGGAAUGGAUAUUAGAAGUGAGUGUACAAUCUGUCUUCUUGAAUCCAGCUAUUUUAAAUCUUGAAAAUUUUGAAUGCAGAUACUGGCUAGAUUGGAAGAAGAUAACCUCUUGCUUUUUCAAGCGGAGUCCCUCAAGCUGCCUCAAGAAAAUGGCCUUGCUACAGAAAUACAUGAAGUUUUAUCACCCUAUUCUUUGUGAGAAUAUGUGAAUUCACACCAUGUUCUUAUGUAGACAGGGGGCACUGCUUCAGAAGUGCUAUGCCUGCUCAAAAUGUGCUUUGUUUAUUUUUCCACUGAUAUUCCCAUACCAUAAAGCCUAAAAUGUGUAUGUUCUAACAUGUCUAUGUUCUUUUUGCAUAGUUUUGGUCAGUAUUCCUAGACUCUAAAAUGCAAAUUAAAUUGUGCUCUGUUAAUUGUUAAGUUGGCAAUAGGAUUGUUCUGAAGAACAGUUUUCUAUUUGAAGUACUGAAAAAAUUCAUGGCAGUUUUAACACCAAGAAUGUCUAGAAGGGGGAGAAGACUUGAAUGCUGCAGGAUUCCAAAUUGCAAAAUGGCACCUGUUCCUGGAGUCUGAAUUGAGUCCAUUUUAAAAAUAAAAUUGUAAAAUAAUUCUGCAGAUAA
Molecule: messenger RNA, 2182 nt
Organism: Agelaius phoeniceus (red-winged blackbird)
Lineage: Eukaryota; Metazoa; Chordata; Aves; Passeriformes; Icteridae
Gene: SLC25A17
Product: solute carrier family 25 member 17
Biological process (GO): transmembrane transport
Cellular component (GO): peroxisomal membrane
Molecular function (GO): ATP transmembrane transporter activity; NAD transmembrane transporter activity; FAD transmembrane transporter activity
Source: RefSeq, a predicted model, not a curated record